Arachis ipaensis is the source of this 417-nucleotide messenger RNA. RefSeq lists its product as uncharacterized. NCBI's taxonomy places the organism in Eukaryota, Viridiplantae, Streptophyta, Magnoliopsida, Fabales, Fabaceae. The record is from RefSeq and is a predicted model, not a curated record.
AUGGUAGCACAUGCUGUUGAUCGAAUUCAUGCUACCAAUGCUACUGUGACAGAUGAAGAAACAGUCAUUCUGUUCAAUGAUGAGGACAUAAAGAAUGGGAUAAAAAAAUGCUCGAAGAGUCUUGUAAGCAGGCUAUUUUCAGAUCGAAAAAUUAGUCCAGAAACUAUUGAGGCAGCUUUAUAUGCGAUCUGGAGCCAACCGAUAGGUUUCAAAGUCAUGGAUCAUGGGAGAAACUUGUUCCAAUUCUUCUUCGACAAUGAAACGGACUUGAUCAGGAUUGAAAGAGGUGCACCUUGGCUUUUCAAAGACUACAUUUUGAAUCUACAAAGGUGGAAUGAGGACUUGGAGAUUAAAGAUGAGGAGUUUGCAACGGUUCCAACCAAUGUUCUGAGAACCGGACCAGAUCGACCGGUUUAA